This is a messenger RNA of Penicillium pulvis, 1608 nucleotides long. RefSeq lists its product as uncharacterized. The transcript has 4 exons. Bases 1 to 1608 code for a protein of 535 amino acids. NCBI's taxonomy places the organism in Eukaryota, Fungi, Ascomycota, Eurotiomycetes, Eurotiales, Aspergillaceae. The record is from RefSeq and is a predicted model, not a curated record.
AUGUCAGCCCCAGACUCCUCCCCAGGGGCCGCCGUGCCCGGUGCUGGGGAUGUGAAAGAUGUCAGCCCCGCUGUGCGCAACACCGUCCGACUGUGCCUCAGCGCGAAAGAGUACCGAGUCCUCUACGACAUUGCCGUCAAACGCGCCCCAGCCCUGAAGAAUAAAUUGCCUUCAUCUCUACGCGAUGAUCCCGCUGUUUUUGCGCGGAACCGCCAUAGCCUGGCAGCCGUCCGCGCAUCGUUUCGUGUCUUUGUUGGCUCGAGCGUCGCGUUGAAGCUGGUGGAGAUGAUCAUGAGUCGGGUUAAAGGCAAUGCGUUACAGAAGAAACCUCGCACCCCCCUCAUCCGCUCUCCGAAUUUCCGCCUUUCCUUCUCUCUAUCCCUCCUACUCCUCCUCCACCGUCUCCUAUAUCGCUUCCUCGUGAGACUGCGCGCGAAUCUCGGUACUGAUGAUGCCCGUUCAUUCCGUGAGCGAAAUCCGCGGGUUUCGCGUGCGUUGACAUCGCAGUAUGCCCCCGCCAUCGGAGCCAGUCUGGCGGGUUUUGCGUUGGGCGUUGCCCCGCAGGACCAGCUCCGGUUGACAGCUGCUAUCUGGACCUCUACGCGCAGCUUGGAGUAUUUGUUCAAUGCGAUGGAUUCUAAGGGGUGGCUGGAUGGUCGCCCAUGGUGGUUCGGCAGCUGGCUGCUAAUGCCGAUAUCGUGUGCACAGCUCUUCCAUGCGUUUGUGUUUGAUCGGGAGACUACCCCAGGCUGGUUUGGGAAGGUUAUCCUAAGACUAUCUCCCAGUUAUAUCCCCAGCCGACCGGAGUCGCUUCCUGUCAACGUCUCUUGGCCAGAGAAGGAGGAGAUCGUGGACUCGCUUGCGUCUAUUGCGGACCUGCGUUGGCCGGCCUUUGUGUCUCCAAUACUCCACCCGACCGAUCCUAAUACCUUGCCAGCAGCGGUCAAGUCCCUCUCCCCAAUUACUGGGCCUGCGCAUCCCUCGAUCACGAGUCUAUCAUGCGCAGUUCUCCACCCGAGUCUGCCUAACUGCAGCACGGCAUUUUUGCAUCACAUCUUGCACUCAGUGCCCCUGCUCGCCCGGUUCCUUACAACCAUUACCCUGGCUCUGAGCAUCCCCAAGUUCAAGAGCAUCCUUGCACAGCCCGUUACAUCUAUCAAUGCUAUUUCCAAGAAGAUCAUCAUGCUGACAAUUGUCCUCUCUGCCGCCAUUGGUUCCUCCUGGGGCAGCGUCUGUUUGUUCAACACAACACUCCCCCGAUCAACGCUCCCCACCAAACGCUUCUUCCUGAGUGGUGCAUUGGGUGGUCUUCCGUUUUUGCUCAUGGGUAACAGCCGCAGCUUAUUCACAUAUUUCUUCCGUGCGGCUCUGGACUCGGCCUGGAAGACCGGGAUCAAGCGCAGACUGUGGAGGGGAGGACGUAGCGGUGAGCUAGCACUCUUUGUCAUGUCUUGGGCGCUGAUGGGCUCGAUCCUGGAGGCGAACCCAGACGCAGUUCAAGGUGGCGGUCUGCGAAAGGGAUUGACUUGGCUGCGGGGCGACGGAUUUGCCGAUCCCAUUGAGAUGGAGAAGCGCAAAGCUCGUCGCGCAAAGAAGACAGAUGCGUGA